Pecten maximus is the source of this 2720-nucleotide messenger RNA. RefSeq names its product potassium voltage-gated channel protein Shaw-like. NCBI's taxonomy places the organism in Eukaryota, Metazoa, Mollusca, Bivalvia, Pectinida, Pectinidae. Gene Ontology annotation, molecular function: voltage-gated potassium channel activity; protein binding. Gene Ontology annotation, cellular component: membrane; voltage-gated potassium channel complex. Gene Ontology annotation, biological process: potassium ion transmembrane transport; protein homooligomerization. The transcript is spliced from 3 exons. The record is from RefSeq and is a predicted model, not a curated record. The coding region runs from base 1068 to 2303 and encodes 411 amino acids.
GUACACAUCCUUUGAACGCUCAGAUAAUCGAAACAUUCAAAACAUUAUCGGCUCUUUCGAAUAUAUAUAUAUAUGAUUAAUACCGAUACAUGCAAUCGAAUGCGCCGAAACUUCCAAGCCUCGUUAACAAGAAUCACGGUUAAGACUUAACGUGAAUGGGUUUUAACAUUAACCGCUAGGAUAUACCAAACCAAGCAGGGAAGAGACCAAAACAAAAUGCAAUACAUGACCUUUUAUGAAGACACCAAUAAAAAGGAUUGGAAGCAUGGACAUGGGAGAGCACCAAACCAGAAUAGAGGAUAACAACAAAACUAAACAUUUGACAAAUAAACGAUCAUGAACCGUCCACACGUUCUAUUUUCCGGAUGUUCUCGUUUACGGAGAAAUAUUAUUUUGAUAAAUAUUCUUGUAUCCGAAGUUCCUUCGUACCAGGUUAUGCCACAGUUACAUGCUCCCUUUCGUAACUUAUCAAACAUUUUUGCUGUACGUGUAUCAUAAUUCUAGACAAUUCUAUCAACUCAGAAAGCGGCAUUGGUGACUCAACAGGUAGGAGGUAUGAUGUUGCACCCAUUGGAUAUUUAGGACAUUUUCCUUCUCUUUUGUGUUCUCCGUUCUUAAUGGCUCGCCUACAGUACUGGUGUUUUGUCGUUCUGUGUUGAACGUUUACCUUAAAUAGAAAGAUAGUGGGUUCUUCAAUUGUCCCCAGGCGUUAAAGAGAAGGGAAAUGUUGGUCCUAAAUACCCAAUAGGUGCAACAUUUUAGUUCGUUACUUUAAUAUGAGCAUAACAUGGGACAUGAAAGAUUCCCACAUAAAUUGCUUCUUACGCACGUCCAGUGGGUAACAGCAGGUUGUUUUCUCUUUCCGUAAACUGCAGGAGUAUAUAUUGAGAAUUAGCAUGUAAUAAUCGUACUCGCGGAUUGCAGCGCUUACCUUCCAUAUCAUACAUAAAUAACGGCACCAAUUUGUGUUACUGCGUCAGCUGUCUGCCUACAAACUAGGACAUGUGUGUUAUUCCCCUGGUGUAUACAGACAGAGCUUUGGUGUUACGCUGUACAGUGAAGCUAUCAUGGAUCCGGUCGUCAAUAGUCCAGAGGCGUGUAACAGCACGAUGUCCGACCAGGUCCAUUUUAACGUUGGCGGGACGAGAUUCUCUACAACCUGGGCCACCCUUCAAAGAAUCCCUAAUUCCAAACUUGGCCGACUACAGGAAGGUGGCAAGGAGAUACAACAGGAGCACGGAGAGUUCUUCUUUGACAGGAACCCUGCUGUAUUUGGCUGCGUGUUAGAUUUCUACAGAAAUGGUGUCCUGCAUCUGCCGGAAACUGUUUGUGGACGACAGAUUCGAGAGGAAUUAGGAUUCUGGGAUAUAUCAGCUGGCCUCGUUUCCAGUUGUUGUUGGCGGGUUAUGUACAAGGAUAGCGGUGUAGACAAGACAAUGGCGUUUCUAGACACGGAGAUGCCCCUCUUUCCUAACGGCAUGCAGCUGAUUCAGAAAGCUGAGAAGAUGUCUUCCACGAUUUGGAACCUCCUGGAAUACCCCUCGUCAUCGCUGGUGGCUAAGGGGUACAUGCUGUUCUACUUCGUUUGUGUCCUGUUGUCAGUAAUCCCUGACAUGGUGGAUAUUGGAAUCUUACACAUCCUCAAUCUUGCCAAUUUGGUGUUUCUUCUGGACAUCCUGAUCCGCUUCAUCAUGUCGCCAAACAAAGUACAAUUCAUCUUCAGCGUCAUCAACAUUCUGGAUAUAAUCGCCCUGAUGGCCUGCAUCGUGACCCUGAUAGUAAGCCUUGUGGAUAUUGUAUUCGGAAUAAGACUGCCGUUGAUAUUACUCCAGAUAUUCGGAAUAUUUCAGAUGUUUAAGUACAUCCGCUUUAUUCGCGUCUUCAAGGCCAGUCGCACCUUCGCUCUACUCCUCUUGGCGGUUUUUAAGAGUAAGCGGGCGUUAUUGCUUUAUGUCUCGGUCAUGAUGGUUAAUUGUGUGUUUUAUGGUAUCAUCUUCCGCUGGUUUGAAACUAAAGGUGAGGACAGACAGAAUGUUGAUGUUGCAAUAUCUAUAUACUGGGCUUUGAUCUCAAUGACAACCGUUGGCUACGGAGAUAUUUACCCGGUUACUACCGGGGGGAAGGUCAUUGGCGUCCUCUGUGCGAUCAGUGGAGUAAUCCUAUUUACAUUACCUAUCUCAGUUAUUUACCAAAACUAUAAAACGCUGUACUCUCGUAACCGUGAUCGCGAAAAUCACGCGAUUGACCUUGACCGGUAUCGACCGACUUUAGUGCCGUUUUACCAGCCAACGCAAAGUCUUUGAUACAUGAUACAUAGGAAUUCUUGAAGUUCCAAUCCCUAAGAAGGGUUUGAUUAGUCCUUUGAUAUAAGAAUGUUUACGUUUGUAAUAUGAUAUUUACAUUUUUGUUAUUUGUCGAACUUUUAGGUUCGACAAAAUUAAAAAAAAAAAUGUAAAUAUCCAAUAAUAAAUGUAAAAUAAUCACGAUAUGGACAUUCGAAGUCUUAUAUCAUAGGAUUAGGUUUAUGAUGUAUGCUAUAUUGUGUCCUCAUUUCAUGGUUCGAAGACGCGGUGACAUCCAGGAUCUCUUACCUUCCCUCUAAAGUUUGUCUCUCCCUAGUGUUUCCAUCGACAUUGCCUUUGAUCGUGUAAGGAAUACUACACGUUCUAUUUCCAGGUCGUAUGUGAAAACCAAAGUAAUUAGAUUUGCUAUUCACUUGG